AUGCUGCGGCCACCGCCCUCCCCCGGGCUGGGGGCCCUCUUGCCUGUGGUCCUGGCCCUCCUUGGCCUCUCCUGGGCAGAGGUGUGGCCCCUCCAGCUGCAGGAGCAGGCUCUGAUGCCUGGAGGCCUGAGCAAGAAGGAGAGUUUCUUGCUUCUCUCCCUGCACAACCGCCUGCGCAGCCGGGUCCACCCCCCAGCGGCCAACAUGCGGAGAAUGGACUGGAGUGAGAACCUGGCCCGGCUGGCUCAAGCCAGGGCAGCCCUCUGUGGCGCCCCUGCCCCAAGCCUGGCAUCCACCCCGCAGGUGGGCUGGAACGUGCAGCUGCUGCCCACAGGCUCGGCAUCCUUUGUCGACGUGGUCACCCUGUGGUUUGCAGAGGGCCAGCAGUAUAGCCACACAGCGGCUGAAUGUGCCCACAACGCCACCUGCACCCACUACACUCAGCUCGUGUGGGCCACCUCGAGCCAGCUGGGCUGUGGGCGGCAUCUGUGCUCCGUGGGCCAGGCAGCAAUGGAAGCCUUUGUCUGUGCUUACUCCCCUGGAGGCAACUGGGAGGUCAGCGGGAAGAUAAUCGUCCCCUAUAAGAAGGGUACCUGGUGUUCACUCUGCACAGCCAGUGUCUCGGGAUGCUUCAAAGCCUGGGACCAUGCAGGGGGGCUCUGUGAGGUCCCCAGGAACCCUUGUCGCAUGAGCUGCCGGAACCAUGGACGUCUCAACGUCAGCCCCUGCCACUGCCACUGUCCCCCUGGCUAUACGGGCAGAUACUGCCAAGUGCGGUGCAGUGUGCAGUGCGUGCAUGGCCACUUCCGGGAGGAGGAGUGCUCUUGUAUCUGCGAUGUUGGCUACGGGGGAGCUCAGUGUGCCACCAAGGUGCACUUUCCCUUCCACACCUGCGACCUGAGGAUCGACGGAGACUGCUUCAUGGUGUCUUCAGAGGCAGACACUUACUACAGAGCCAAAAUGAAAUGCCAGAGGAAGGGCGGGGUGCUGGCCCAGAUCAAGAGCCAGAAAGUGCAGGACAUCCUCGCCUUCUACUUGGGCCACCUGGAGACCACCAACGAGGUGACCGACAGCGACUUUGAAACCAGGAACUUCUGGAUCGGGCUCACCUACAAGACUACCAAAGAUUCCUUCCGCUGGACUACUGGGGAGCACCAGGCCUUCACCAGUUUUGCCUUUGGACAGCCUGACAACCAGGGGUUUGGCAACUGCGUGGAGUUGCAGGCAUCAGCCGCCUUCAACUGGAAUGACCAACGCUGCAAAACCCGGAACCGUUACAUCUGCCAGUUUGCUCAGGAGCACAUUUCCCGGUGGGACGCAGGACCCUGAGGCCUGGCCAUGCGGCUCCCCUGCCAGCCCCUGGGGGGUACUAGCUCAGCUUGCCUGCCUGCCCACGGGGAUCAACAUGCCCAACACCCAAGAGGUCUCAGACCUUACACAAUGCAGGAGGUUGGGCAGAGUGUGGCAAGGAGGCCAGUGAGGGAUGGGGAGCGUGUGUCAGAGGAGCCUAGCCCCUGAGCCUGCUCUUGAGUGGGACAAUGGACUUCAACUAGGCACCGAUGCCGAAGCCAGCGCCAGUAGUCAGAAGAGACCUCUCUCCUCCACCCGAGCCAGACCCUCCGGCACUUCCCCACCGAUGUGCUCCACAAAGGAUUAAACUAAGUUAUGAGUCAGCUGAA
Molecule: messenger RNA, 1679 nt
Organism: Carlito syrichta (Philippine tarsier)
Lineage: Eukaryota; Metazoa; Chordata; Mammalia; Primates; Tarsiidae
Product: C-type lectin domain family 18 member A
Exons: 12
Coding region: 1-1329 (442 amino acids)
Molecular function (GO): polysaccharide binding
Source: RefSeq, a predicted model, not a curated record